UACAGACACACAGCGCUAAAUGAUGUUGUGGGGUUCAAUCGAUAGAGGGUCGGAGUCAUGUUAGUCAGUGGGUUAGCUGGUGCAGAUCUGGGUUAUUACGUGUUGCCAUGGCGAUUGUGCAGCGGAACUGGGUCACAAAUGUUAAGCUAGCUAACUGUCAAUUAAGUUCAGCAAGAAACACGCUCCGUACACUCAACAACUGUCACGUUUGUUCAAGAUAACUGCGUGUGUUGUGCUGGUUAUGGCACCACGUCCUUCCGACAAAGCUAACAUUAACGAGUAGCCCAGCGGGGAACAGUGAUAGAAAGCUGGCGCUAACUCCCUGCGUGGUGGAGGGAAUGCCUCAUUGUUUUUCCCCGGGAAUCCGAGCGGGCCACACACACAAAACCCAACGGCAGCUUGGCUAACGUUCACACACAGGUCAUCGUGAUUGUCCACUGAGUUAGCCAUUAGUUAGCCCAACGUACAGAUGCUUCUUAAUCUGGUCGUGAUCGGAGAGUUUACGUUAGCUAAAGUGAACGGCUGCAAGCCUUAAGUGGGUGACAUGGCAACUGGAGGCACUCCUUUUGAUGACAGUGCAGAAGAGUUGCACAACUGGAGUGUAACCAAUGGCAGCCUGGUUGAUAGACUCAACAACAUGGACUGGGGUGUACAGAAGAAAGGCAACCGAUCCUCAGAGAAGAACAAGAAGAAGCUUUCAGCUGCAGUGGUAGAGAGCCGCCUGACCAAUGAUAUUUCACCAGAAUCCACCCCUGGGGCCGGCCGCAGGAGAGCACGCACUCCUCAUUCCUUUUCCCACAUCAAAUACACCACCCAGAUGUCUGUCCCAGAUCAGGCUGAGCUGGACAAGCUGCGUCAGAGAAUCAAUUUCACAGACUUGGAUGAGAGGAGCAUUGGCAGUGACUCCCAGGGACGUGUCACAGCUGCCAACAACCAGCGCCAGUUUGCUGGGGAAAACAAAAAGCCCUACAACUUCCUACCUCUGCAUGUAAACACUAACAAAAGCAAAGAGCUGCUCCCUCCUUCGUCCUCUGCGCCAGCCACACCAGCUAUCACCAAGGAAACUAAGAAACAGAGCCCAGGACUCAGGGACACGUUAACCCCUUUGGUUCUAGCCAAGGAUACUCCGAGGUUGAGUCGUGGUGCCGGCGACAGAGGGCCUGUGGCGCACAGAGAAUAUGCGAGAGGACAGCCAAGAAUAGACAGCAGCCAGGUGGUGAGCAAACUGGUACAGAUUCGGGAGUACAUCAGUAAGGCCAGCUCCAUGCGGGAUGACCUGGUGGAGAAGAAUGAUGUGCCGGCCAACGUGGAGCGUCUCUCCCAUCUCAUCGACCACCUCAAGGAGCAAGAGAAGUCCUAUUUACGGUUCCUGCAGAAAAUGCUGACACGAGAGCAUGAGGAGGAUGAUGUGGGGACCCUGGACUCUGCAGUGGGCUCAGGUUCACUGGCAGAGAGUACUUCUCUUAACAUUGAGGUCCGCUCCUCAGAUGCGUCAAAUGCAACGGGUGGCAGGUCAGAAACUGUGCGAGCUGACCAGAAGGAAGAGUUGGAGAAUCUGCGUAAGCAGCAUGAGCUGCUGAAGAAGAUGCUGGAGCAGCAGGAGCAGCUCAGGGCCCUGCAGGGCCGACAAGAAGCACUAAUGGCCAUGCAGGACAGUGCAGAACAGGCACUUGCUGUGAUUGAAGACACUGUUGUCACAGAAACCACAGGCAGUGUCUCGGGUCUGAGCAUCACAUCUGAACUGAAUGAUGAGUUAAAUGAUUUGAUCCAGAGGUUCCACAACCAGCUACAUGACUCCCGGACCAAAGCAGUGCCAGACAACCGUCGUCAGGCAGAGAGCCUUUCCCUCUCUAGAGAGGUGUGCUGGUCAAGGUCCCCCCAGUUGGCAGUUGGUCCACCUCAGCACAGGCCUCUCCUCCACUCUGCUUCUGGUCCCCACACUGGUCUAGACACGGGGGCAACAGCUGCUAGUGUCAAACUCACCAAGCUCCAAGAACUUCAGGACAAAAAACAAACCAUGGACAAGAUCUUACAGGAGCUGCAUUCACUCAGAGACCAGACACUCAAUAAUAACUCAUGCCGUGGAUUGUCAAGACAGUGCAGUCUGAGCAUGGGAGGAUCUACAGAUUGUCCAUCUGCUCUCUGCUCUAAUGGGGCUUCAGCUUCCACCUCCUUUCAUCCUUCACUCACGCAACAACAGGACAGCUCCAAUUCCACAGACAAGCUGAGGAAGCUCAAAGAGGUUCACAAGCGUUUGAAUGAGCUGCGAGAAUUGGUUCAGUACUACGAGCAGACGUCUGAUAUGAUGGUGGAUGCCGUCAAUGAAAAUGUGAAAGAGGAUGACGAUGAUGAGGAAGAGGAGGAGGAAGACGAGACAGAGGAUGGUUCUAUGUUUGAGGCCAUGUUUGAUUCUGAACAGGAGAACCGCCAUCCUGUAACUAACAUCAGAAACCCACAGCGCAGUGGGAACUGGACAGACCUGAAUAGCCUGACCAACGGGCGCAGUGUCAGGAGUGGUGCUGCAAACAACCGUGAUGGCAGACUCAACCGUGAUGGCAGACUCAACACUGAGUGUGAGAUUAACAACCGGUCAGCAGCCAACCUUCGCAGCCUCAACAUCCCGUCAGCCAUAGAGUGCCAGUACAAUAGGGACACCUCCUAUAAUCAGGUGAAGGAUGAUGAUGAGGUUGAAGAUGGUCUCGGUAAUGAUGAAGGGGCACAGGCUAUGGCUCCAGACAGUGAGGCAUCGGGAUCUAGUCGAAGAAGCAGUCUGGGGAACAAUGAAGGUUUUGUCCAGAAGGUUCAUCGUCAGACCGCGAAGCAGAAACUUCGGCAGCUUCAGGAGCUGGUGGCCAUGGUUCAGAGUGAUGACACUGAUGGCACAACAGCUAAUGAGGAUGAAGUUUUACACCAACAACCAAAUAAUACCAGAGCUGCAGUGGCUUUGUCAGUGGGGACUGGAUCCAAACAGAGCCCCAGAGAACUCAGUCUCUCCAGCAAGGCCAGGGAGAAGCUGUAUGAGGAGAAGCUGCGUCAGCAGAAGCAGGAGCUGAAACAGCUCCAUGAAGAGCGUCAGAGGCUAAUUGAGAUACAAGGGAAGAUCCAGGACCUGCAGUGGGCCUGCCCUGACCUCCAGUCAUCUGUGUCCAGCACAGUGAGUCAGCAGGGCUUGCUGAGGAAGGCUCCAGCUUCCACUCCAAUCAUUGGCCAGGCCCCCUCCUCCUCUGGACCGAAAACCAACUCAGCUGUGCUCAAACCCACUGCUCCAGAAGCAGCUACGUCUUCAGUAACUGACCAUGAGCAGCUUUGGUCAGAGAUGCGUCGGCACCAGAUUUUGCGCGAAGAACUGCGGCAGCGCAGAAAGCACCUCGAGUCCUUGAUGGCUGAACACCAGAGGCGUAGCGGUCUCAGUGACUCUCCUCAGAGGAUUGAAAAUCAAGAAGGCCUUGCUACACCCUCACAGCCUGUCAGUAGGGAUGAAAGGACAAUGGCUACAUGGGGAUCCACUCCCUGCCACCUUGAUGAUGAUGAUGAUGACGAUGAAGAUGAUUAUCACUCAGAGAUGGGUGUAGAAGAGGAAGAGGAGCAGGAAGAAUGUGCAGAGAGCAGCUCGGGUGAUGACAUCCAUAUCUACUCAUCCACCAGGAACCAGUGCUCCUACAGUAACAGGAAGAACCAAGGAAGCAACCUGAAGCCCCCACCAGCCUUCUCAAGUGAGGGUAGUGGGAAUCCAUGUCUUCAUAACAAGACUAAGGUCAAGCAGCAGCAGCAGCAGCAGCAACAGCAGCAGUCCCGAAGUUUGAACCAGUCUGCGAGCCAGCAUGGCGGCACACGGCGGCAAGAGAACCUGCGAUGGGCCUCUGAACUGUCUUUCACUGACGGCUCGUGCCACUGGCAGGAACAGGUCAGCCAGCUGCAGAGACAGCUGGACUUCAGCACCAGCAUGUGUCAGACACUCCUGCAGGACCAACAGACACUCUCUUAUAUGUUACAAACCCUGAUGACGGGUCAGUACCCUAUGUUAGCAAACAACUUAUCAUCACCACAGGUCCACCUGGUCAUGCACCAGCUCAACCAGUGUUACACUCAGCUGACUUGGCAGCAAAACAAUGUACACAGACUAAAGCACGUCCUGAAUGACCUCCUUCGCCAGCAGCAGCAACAGCAAACGUCGUCCUCAGCUCCAGGUUGGCAGACACAGAAGCAGGGCUCAUCCCAAGAAUCCAGCUCCGGUCCCUCAGCCUCUCCUGGUGGCUUCCUCCCCUUUUCCUCUACACUUCAUCCUUCAGCCAACAACAUGUCAACUGCUGCCAUAUCCCCAUUUCCUCCCAGCUUUCACUUAUAUCCACUCUUCCCUGGUCCCAUGGGUGAGUUCCCUCAGGGUGCAGCAAGUCAGGCAACACCUGACCACCAGAAGCAGCAGUUAGACCCCAACACUUCAAUUAAAACAGAGUACAUGAGUUUCCCUCCUCCACUGCAGCGUUCCCCUCUUAACACAGAGAGAGGAGCAACUGGCUGGUUGAAAACUUCCUACGCAAACAACACUGUCGAGCAUCACAGAUCUAAUACGGGGCCCAACGAGUCUCCGUCCUCCUCCCCGACUUUUGCCAGCCGCCACUUGCGACCUCAGGAAUUUGACAGGGCAUCACAGGAAAGCUUCAGCAGCAUGCCUGAUCCUGUUGAUCCCACCACCAUCACAAAGACUUUCAAAGCCGGGCGCAAGGCCUGUGCACAAGCCAAUCUGGCCUCCCGAAGCAGGACACCCAAUACUAAGAGUCGUCGCAGGAGGAACAAAGGGCACAACAAGAACAGUGAAGGCCAUGAGAGUGACAGUGCAAGCAGUACUGCGGACUUUGCCCAUGAGAGGGCGCCCUUGUCACGUCAGAAGGAUCAGAACAAGAGUCUGUUGGACAAACUGACCCAAGAGAAACUAGACAGCAAAACUAAGUUCGGGAACAAAAGAAACGAUCUCUCCUCUGCCUAUGCUUGGAGAACACCCUUCCUUUCUAACAGAAUUGCAUGCACAGAAGCACCAGAUGCAAGCAGCGACUUCUCAUUGUUCGAGGCUCUGAGGGAGACGAUCUACUCUGAGGUGGCUACUUUGAUAUCCCAAAAUGAGUCCCGUCCCCACUUUCUCAUCGAGCUCUUCCAUGAGCUGCAGCUGCUCAACACAGACUACUUGAGGCAGAGAGCGCUGUAUUCCCUACAGGACAUUGUGACUAGUCACCUAACAGAGAAGAGCGUUGCUGAGGACCAGUUGCCCCCUCUCGGUCCUGUGGUCUGGGCUGCAGGCUCUCAGUCUGAACUCACACCCAGUGAGAGUCUGACUACCAGUGAUGCAGAGGUGGUGGAGGUAGUGGAGAAAAACCUGAGGCUCACACAGGACACAGUGAAGAAGAGGGAUGAUGCAGAAUCUGUGGACAAUGAAAGCACCUUGUCAACGUCCUCCAACCUGGAACCGUUUGCUAAUGAUGAUCUGGGCAACACGGUGAUUCAUUUAGACAAAGCUCUGGCCAGGAUUAGGGAGUAUGAGCGCAUGAAGCUUAAAGCUGAGUUUAACCCCUGCAACGCCAGCACUGCAGGUGCAGGUGGCUCUGACGUCUCAAACGCUGAACAUCCCUCUGCUAACCCCGCUGACCAAGUGGAAGGAGGUGCAGCUGCUCCUGUAGGUGAUGUGCGCUGCCCUCAGAUUGACACACAGCAGCUGGAUCGCCAGAUCAAAGCCAUCAUGACAGAAGUCAUCCCAUUCCUUAAGGAGAACAUGGAUGAGGUGUGUUCCCUCCAGCUGUUGACAUCUGUGCGGCGCAUGGUUCUGACUCUCACCCAACAAAAUGAUGAAAGCAAAGAGUUUGUUCGCUUUUUCCACCGACAGCUGGGAGGAAUACUGCAGGACUCUCUUAGUAAAUUUGUGGGCCGUACUCUGAAGGACUGUGGUGAGGACCUCCUAGUGGAGAUCUCAGAGAUCCUGUUCAAUGAACUUGCCUUCUUCAGGCUCAUGCAGGAUUUAGAUAAUAGCAGCAGCAUUGCCCUGGCAGCCAAACACAAAAAUAAGAAGAAGCCUGAGCAACCCAGUAAAGCAAAGUGCAGUCUCAAGGAAAAUACAACAGCUGGUGGUGAUAAAUCGGUUUCUCCUGCCUACACAGAUGAAGACAAGGACCAAGAUGAGGCUGAGCAGGAGGGGGAUUCUACUCUGCAGGAGCUUUACCUGCAGACAGAGAGGAAGAACAGCAGGAGCAGUGAGGCCUCAGAGGUUGAAGAGGAGGAUGAGGAUGAAGGGGGUGGACAAGGAAUACCUCUGUCAAUCAGUCUGUCCAAAGCAGAGACUCAGGCCUUGACAAACUACGGCAGUGGAGAGGACGAGAAUGAGGAGGAGGAGAUUGAGGAGUUUGAAGCCGGACCUGUUGAUGUUCAAACAUCCCUGCAAGCUUCUGCCGACGGACAGGUGGAGCAGGAGGGGACAACGCGCAGUGACACCCAGGAGACCAAAACUGAACCGAAGAAUUCAGAUGAUGAAGAUGAAAUCAACAACUCUGUCCGGGCUGUGGAUUCCACAGAACAGGAGCAUGACAUGGAGAAGUGCCAGAGUCCUGAGGAGGAGAGUAAAGAUGAGGCAGCUGCUGCCUUAGAAGAAAGCUCCGUCUCUCAUGGUCAGGAGGUCCCCAAGGAGUCAACCACCACAAGCAGCCCUGACACGGACUCACCCGUCAUGAUAAAUGUAGAUGAGAUGGGCUCGGGUAACACCAGUCAGAAAUCUGACGAGGAAGACUUUGUGAAGGUGGAUGACUUGCCGUUACAACUUACAGUCAUGUGUGAGGAGGAACUACAGAAGAGAAUAGUGGAGGAGCAGCAGAAUAACAACCUGUCUGUGGAGAUCCUCAAUGGGAACACUGAAUCGCUGACUGGGCUGGUGGGAAAUGCACACGCGCUGAAGGAACCAGACACUGUUGGUGCCCAGAGAGUGUAAAGGUUCAUACCGAUGUCUCAAGAUCUACUGUUUUUAGCAACACUAUGUUUAAACCCUCAAUCUGUAUUGAUUGUAAGAUUGUUGAUUCUUUAUCUGCUAGUUUUAAAGGAGCAAAAGGCUCAUGAUAUUGGUCACAAGUUAGCUGUGACGCGCAACAGAUAAAACUAAACAUCUGCACAUAAUCAACACAUAGUUCCUUUUAUUCCUGAAUGUUUAGUGUGAUUUAUGGAUAAUCUUGGGAGGGGUCAUCUCUAAGCUGCUGAUUACUGACAGUUAAGCCUCUGUUUGAAUCUUUAUAUUACUGAAACUCCUCUUCAGAGCCGCCUUAGUUUCUUUCUUGUUUGUGGGAUCAGUUUGACAUAAGUUGUGAGUUUUAAAAUGUUUUAUUUGUCUCGGCCUGGCCUUAUUGCUGUACAGCUCAUCUUAUCUGCACUUGAUUCCUAAUUAUAAAGAGAUUACAGUAGGAUGGAAGUUCAGCUGUAGCCUGGCUGACUUCAGCCAUUUGUCUCUCCAGCUUGAACACUUUCUUUCUUUCUAUGAGAGCUCAAAGCUCCGACUUAACUUUUAUCCCUUCAGACACAUCUUUAUACUGUUUUGUUCUGUUAGUCGUUAAUCUCCAUUGAUUUUUCAUGUAAUUAAAAUGUUGACUACAGUAAUAAGUUUUAAAUAAUAAAAUGCUGGAAGUUUCAAAAAUG
Messenger RNA from Acanthopagrus latus (yellowfin seabream), 7659 nucleotides. It is a transcript of the gene pcm1, whose product is annotated as pericentriolar material 1. Gene Ontology annotation, cellular component: centriolar satellite; centrosome; ciliary basal body. The coding region runs from base 545 to 6964 and encodes 2139 amino acids. The transcript has 40 exons. Gene Ontology annotation, biological process: centrosome cycle; intraciliary transport involved in cilium assembly; cilium assembly. Lineage: Eukaryota; Metazoa; Chordata; Actinopteri; Spariformes; Sparidae. The record is from RefSeq and is a predicted model, not a curated record.